AUGGAGUCCUUCACCGACCGAUCGCGAUCUCUUCGAAAGCGCUUGAAGCACGCGGCCUCCUUGCACUUGCGGCAGAUCCCGUGCCUGCACGCGGUCGUGAGAUCUCUGCGAUGCUUCAAGCGCAGCCGCUACCGGAGCUUGGGGCAGGAGGAGGGCGAGGAAGAAGUUCUGGACCAACAGCAACAAGUCAAUUUUUCUUUCGGUCAG
This is a messenger RNA of Symbiodinium sp. CCMP2592, 207 nucleotides long. Lineage: Eukaryota; Dinophyceae; Suessiales; Symbiodiniaceae. The record is from the annotation of a GenBank genome assembly.